GCUAGGGGGUUCUAGGGUCUCUAGAUUACCAUUUCCUGCCAUUGUGGUUCUUCAUGGGUGGGUUCACUGGGCUGAAACAGGGUUUUCUCUCAUCCAAAAGGACAUGGUUGUUUGGCGAGAUUCCAAUAAUGACUAAAACACAUGAGUUUUAAGUGCUUUAAAAAAAACAAGCACUCUACAGCAAAGAAGAAAAAUGAAAAAACAACUAACUAAUUAAUUAAAAUAGAAAAGAAAAUCUAAAUAUUUGAGCAAGAUUGGGGCGAAUAUUGUUGGGUGCUGGCAAGGAAAGAAACCAGCAUUUGGUGGAAGUGGCGCUAAAUGCUUCUUUCUCCAAAGUGCACAAUCCUGUUCGAGAUGAUGAGUUGGCCAGUGACAGAGCAGCAGAAACAACGAGAGGGUGGGUGUGUGUGGGUGGAAGAGGUCGGAGAGGUGAUGUGAGGGAUUAAGGUGUGUGCACGGUCACAAAUGCGUGUGCAUGUGCCCAUUGUUACCAGACACUAGCAGUUGGUCCUCUCGUCAGAAGCAGAGAAACAACUAUUCAUUCUAGGACACAGCUUAGUCCUGUCACAGAGGCAAAUCGUGACCUGGAGUGGACUACUGUGACCAUUACAUACGCCUCAUUCCAAAGGAUGAGCAACUUCAAGACUUAUUUCACCAAACAACUUCAGACCUUGGGGAGUCGUUCAUUCCCUUACAAUAUUGAUCGCCAAGAUGAAAACACACGCAAGGACAGUCAUCCAUGCAAGACAACGGGGAUUCCUCUUGCCAGAAAGCUCUGCUAUGCCAUGGGAGGUGUGCCGUAUCAGAUUACUACUGUUACCAUGAGCUUCUCCUGGCAGAUCUUCCUGCUGGAUGUUGUACGGAUAAAGGCCUUCUACGUGUCACUGAUCCUGUUUGUGAGUCGGGCCUGGGAUGCUUUGACCGACCCCCUAGUGGGGUACCUGCUGAGCCACAGCUCUCUGACACCAAUUGGCAAAUUCAUGCCAUGGAUUGUUCUCUCCAUGCCUUUUGGGGUCUUCUCCUAUGUCCUGAUGUGGUUUAUGCCCCAAGGCUCCAUGUCUGAAGCAUUCAGUGUUUCCUGGUACCUCAUGGCAAGCUGCCUAUUUCAUACUCUCAUGACUUGUUUUCAUGUGCCGUACCUUUCACUGAGCAUGUUCUUGGGUGGAACACAGAGAGACAGAGACUCAGCCACAGCCUACAGGAUGAGCGUGGAGAUGCUGGCCAUGCUGGUGGCCUCUGUGAUUCAGGGUCAGGUUGUGGUUGUGUACAACACGGAGAGGGACGGGGCCUGUCAGCAGCUGGACCAGAGCCAGGCUCACAGCAGUCCCCCAACGCAGGAGAACACGCUACAGGCCACGCGUCAGGCUUUCCUCACAUCAGCGCUUGUCAUGGGAGGACUGUACUUCCUCUGCUGCCUGGUCCUCUUUCUGGGGGUAAAAGAGCAGCAGACUCCCCCCUCUAGUCUGGAAAGAAUACAUCGUUCCUAUCUGUCCAUUCUAAAGCUGCUAGUGUCCCACAUUCCAUUACAACAACUAGUCCUUGGUAUGUUCUUUGCUGCACUUGCCUUCCAGAUGGCUUUGGGGAACUUUGCACUGUUUUGUAUCCAUGUAGCUGGGCUUGGGUCCCAAUUUCAGCACCUUCUCCUUGCUCUGCUGAUUGCAGCAAGUAUAGCUGUUCCACUGUGGCAGGAAAUCCUUGUACGGUUUGGGAAGAAGACCACACUCUUCAUCGGCCUGUCUCUCUUCAUCCCAGCUGUAACAGUCAUAUCUUGUGUUCCCAGUAACCUGCCAGUCUUUGUAAACAUGUGUGUGAUGCUAGGGUUUAGCCUGGCAGCCAUGUUUCUUUUGCCUUGGUCCAUGCUCCCAGAUGUGGUAGAUGACUUUGUUGCGAGAAACCCCUGCUGCAAGGACCUUGAGCCCCUGUUUUUCUCUUGCUAUGCCUUCUGCAGUAAGCUGGGGGGAAGCCUGUCUGUUGGAAUCUCAACCAUGACAUUACACUUUGUGGGGUACCAUGCAAGUGCCUGUGGCCAGAGUGAGAAAGUGGUGGUUGCUCUGAUUGUGUUGUUUUCACCUGUGCCCAUCACCUUGCUACUGGUGGGGUUGGUCUUCUUCUACCGGUACCCAGUCAUGGAGGACUGCCAGACAGAGCCCGGCACAGAGGCUGAAGCGAUAACUUCUGCUAACAAAAGAGAGAAGAUAGAAUUGCUAGGCUGUUUAGGACCGUCAGGACAAGACAAGUCAACCUUAGGAAUUUCCAAUCCGCUGGAGUCCAUUCCCAAUUUCAAAUCCCAGCCAUCUAAGCCUAACUCUAAGCCUAACUCUAAGCCUAACUCUAAGCCUAACUCUAAGCCUAACUCUAAGCCUAACUCUAAGACUAACUCUAAGACUAACUCUAAGCCUAACUCUAAGCCUAACUCUGAUCACCUUUCAUGGUAUACUAGGCCAGAUCAUAAUGACUGCUUACAAAAAUCUGAUUAUCUGAUGUUUAACAAGUCUAAAAGAAAAUCCAAAAUGACAUGGGUCUGAAAAGAAUAAAAGAAAAUGAACAAUGGUGUCAUAACAGUAUAUCUUCUUUAUUUCUUUUGGGCUGUAUUUUCUGGGG
Esox lucius (northern pike) is the source of this 2601-nucleotide messenger RNA. It is a transcript of the gene mfsd2al2, whose product is annotated as major facilitator superfamily domain containing 2a-like 2. NCBI's taxonomy places the organism in Eukaryota, Metazoa, Chordata, Actinopteri, Esociformes, Esocidae. The record is from RefSeq and is a predicted model, not a curated record. The transcript is spliced from 14 exons. Gene Ontology annotation, biological process: carbohydrate transport. Gene Ontology annotation, molecular function: symporter activity. Bases 630 to 2525 code for a protein of 631 amino acids. Gene Ontology annotation, cellular component: membrane.